Molecule: messenger RNA, 3248 nt
Organism: Saprolegnia diclina VS20
Lineage: Eukaryota; Oomycota; Saprolegniomycetes; Saprolegniales; Saprolegniaceae
Exons: 19
Coding region: 1-3189 (1062 amino acids)
Molecular function (GO): protein binding
Source: RefSeq, a predicted model, not a curated record
AUGCAGCGCGGGGACACGACGGGCUCUGCCAGCGACGACGACAUGAGCUUGGACGGCUUGACGCUCAUCGAGCUCAUGACCAAAGGCAAAGAGAACGAAGUGCUCUGGCGCCUCCGCACGCCCGGCACCAUCACCGACGACGACCUCACGACCCUCGACGAGGAUGGCGACUCGGUGCUCUCGAUGGCCGCGCUCUCGGGCUCGUUGCCGGUCGUCCAAGCGCUUGUCGAGCUGACGCCGUAUCAGCGCAUUCCCAACUUUGCAUGGGUGACCAUGCAGCGAGCGGUCGCCUACAACCAUCUCCCGGUCGUAACGUACCUCUGGGCCGUCCUCGCGGACCCGUUGGAGCUCGUGUCGCCGACAAACGGCAACACGCUCUUGCACCACGCGGCAGACCACAGCGCCAUGGGCGUGCUUCGCUGGCUCGUCCCGCGCUUCUCGUCCGUUGACGUCACCAACAAUGACGGCGAGACGCCGUUUCUGGUCGCCGUGUCCAACGCCGACUAUACAUGCGCGGCCGUGCUUGCGGCGGUCGGCGCCGACAUCUUUGCCCGUGCCGCAGACGGGAACACGGCGCUGCAUUAUGUGAUCCGGCAGGCGCCCGACGAAGACGACGACCAAGACGAUUUCGCCGAGACACUCGACGGCAUUCUCGCCGAGGGCUACAGCCUGGACGCCGUCAACGAGGCUGGCGAGCGCCCCGCCGACCUGACCGAGAACCCUCGCAUUCGUGCGCUUCUCGAGGCCGAAGCCACCUUUCGCCAAGCCUUCCCCGUCCACGCGCUUGUCCGCACCAACAAGGUCGCCCGCUUUGACGCGUGGCUCGCCGAGAUGCAAGCCAAGCACGAAGACGACGCUGCUACCGAGAUUGCGGCGGCGCUGACGGCCGCGGACGAGUCGGGACGCACGCCGCUCAUGCACGCGGCGCUCAUGUUUGACGACCUCCACGACGCAGACCAAGUGCUGUACCGCAUUCUGCCGCAUAUUCCGGCCGACGCCGUGAGCGCCAGAGACAACGAAGGACAUACGGCGCUGGAUAUGCUGGUGCGCCACAACUUUUUCUGCGCCGAGAACGCUUUGGGCACGGUGCCGUCGCGCUUGAUGCGGGCGCUCCACGCUGUGAGCUGCAAGGGCAAACUCGCGCUUGACUUUGCCCAUUUGCCCGCGUCGUACUUGCCGUGGGCCUCGUACUUGACGGGCUCAGCGCCGCGCGAGUGCACUGGCGAGUGCAAGAUGAGCAGUACGUCCAACAACGGCCUCUCGGGUCUGGCGGCAGCUCGCAACUGGACCGAGCUGCGUCGGGUGCUGCAAGAACCCUUGUCGGCCGACGUGCUCAACAAGAUCGAAGGGGGCAUGUCUGUCGUACAUCACGUGUGCGAGCGUGGCAACGUUCCGGUGCUGAAGCUGCUCUUGACGCAGCCACACCUCGACCUCAACCUGCGCUCCGAAGAGACCGGCCAAAGCGCUUUGGACUAUGCAGUCGACAACGAUCACGUCAAGAUCGUCCGUCUUUUGCUCGCGGCCGGCGCCGACCCGAUGGUCGACGAAGACACCAAUGCCGCGUCACUGACCGAGCUCCGCGCGAACGCGACACCGAGCGAGCUCCUCGUCUACGAUCGCUGGGAGCUGGCCCUCUUCAACAUUGGUUUCUUCCUAUUGAACCUCCCGAACGUGGCGGCUGCGCGCGAGUUGGAGGCGCGCAAGCAGACGGCCAUGCAUGCGGCGAUGCGUGGGUCGUUCUCGGAGGAAACGCUCAACAACAUUUGUGCGACCGACAUUGACCUCGACAAGCAAGACGAGAACGGAGAGACCGCGCUCAUGGUGGCCUCCAGUCUCGGUCACGCCGCCUACGUCACGUUUCUUUUGGCAAAGUCCGUCAACGUCGAUCUCCAAAACAAGGAUGGCAAGACGGCCCUCAUGCUCGCAGCCAAUGGCAGCCAUAUUCCGGUCGUCGAGCUUCUCCUGGAAGCGUCGGCCGAAGUGUAUCUCACCGACAAGAACGACGACACGGUGCUCGAGCAGCUCGAGCAAGAGCUGUGGCGCGCUGGCAGUGCAGUGGACGACGAAAAGCUGCCGCAAGGACAGCUCCUCUCGCUCAUCAAGAAGGAGCUGCAGAUCCGCGAAAACUCGCCCGAGUACCAAGAAAAGCAAGCCUUGGCCAUGGUGACCAUUGACGAGGCGCCGUCGACGGCCGCGUGCGUCUUUGGUAUCUCGGCGUGGAUCUUUGUCCUCUGUGCGUUUUUCGCCAUCUCAGAACUGGAGCCGAGUGCGCUCUGGGCCGACGCGCGCAACGAGUACGACAACAGCCACGAUCUGGACCCGGACGUGGUCAUUCCCGACCUCCGCGCCAAGAAGGAAGCUGUCACGUUUAUUCUCUAUUGCUCCUCGGCCUUGGUCACGGUGGUUUCCGUGGUUCUUCUGGCCAUCUUUGCACACCUCAUGCACGUCUCGGUCUGGUUUCCGGUCGUCAAUAUGGUCGUGCUCUGGCUCACGGCGCUCUACUUUGUCUAUACCGAGUGGUGCGAGAUGCGCAACGACUUUCGUGCGUACAUUGCGUCGCACAUGAACAAGGCGCAGCUGCUCGUCUUCCUCACGAUCCUCUUGGUCUUUCUGGAUGCGACGAUCGACAAGGAGCUCGACUUCCUUCGCGACGCGCUGCAGCACGUCCAGCACUUUACGUCGCUGACGGUGCCGACCAUCUUUGCCGACGACCUCAAGCACAUUGCGACGACCCGCAGCCAUCUCAAGGUGAUUGUCGACGACGCGCGCAAGAGCAAGGGCGAGUUCCGCGACAAGGUGCUAACAGCGCUGCAGUCGCACCUCAAGAAGACGCUCGGGCAGCUCAAGGACAAGCUGCUGCGUCUCUGGGCGCCCAAGUUUGACGCCAAGGACAUGAGCGCGCGCGCCGAGUGCAUGCUUCUCUUCCAGAUGGCGCAGCGCUCGACGAUGGAUGCGCAGCUGCAAAAGAUGAGCGAAGCUGUCUUGGACGUGGUCGCCGAAGCCAUUUCGCCGACGACCGAAGACGAUGCAGCGGACGAGACAACGCAGCUCCACGGCGAGAUCGAGGCGCUCAAGGCCAAGGUGGACGCCCAGUCCGAGACGAUGGCGGCCAUGGCAGCCAAGCUCAACUUGGCGGUCUCGCUUCUGCUUCAGCUCAAGGACGCCAAGGAGGACGUUGAAGGCGCCUAAGUAGCGGCCCACCGAAUGGUGUUCGGGUUGCAUAAGACAAUAAUGUAUGCAUUGAUGAA